This is a messenger RNA of Abrus precatorius (Indian licorice), 606 nucleotides long. RefSeq lists its product as uncharacterized. The record is from RefSeq and is a predicted model, not a curated record. The coding region runs from base 1 to 606 and encodes 201 amino acids. Lineage: Eukaryota; Viridiplantae; Streptophyta; Magnoliopsida; Fabales; Fabaceae. The transcript is spliced from 4 exons.
AUGGAACAGGAAAAUGUGGGUUUGGGAAGGGUCGUCUCUUAUGUGGUGACAAAUGCUGCCCUAUAUUGUUCCACCACGUGUGCUAAGUCUUCAAUGGAUGCCACGUGGUUGGUUCUGAUGGGUCUUCUACACUCAAGUCAAAAGAAUUGGCGAUCAAUGCUGACUCAAUUGGGAGGAGGAACGCGAUCAUUUGCCACCCCCACCACUCCAAAAUUGAAGCCCAUGUCCCCAACAGUAGAUGCUGCUCACCAUGCUUCCACCUCAAGCAUGAGCACUCUGAAGGCUGAGUUUGCACCGGUGUAUAUUGUGUGUGGAAUGGUGGUUGUGGCUUUGACAAUUGGAUCACACACUGCUUAUCAACAACUGGCACGGUCUCCAUCUGUUCAUGUCAACAAGAAAAGAAGAGAAUCCAUGCCAGAGGUGUAUGAUCCCGAUCGCACCAUCAAAUCCGCCACCAAAUUCAUUGAUGGUUCCUUCUUAAGGAAAAUGUCUUAUAUUCAAGAAAACAAGGCCACACUCAACGACCCUGUUCACCCCAAUCCUUUCACUCAUCCUAGAACCGCUGAGACAUUGAAGUCGGUGGGAAUUGAAAGCCGCAGGCGUUGA